Syngnathus acus (greater pipefish) is the source of this 1348-nucleotide messenger RNA. RefSeq names its product chitobiase, di-N-acetyl- (gene ctbs). Bases 46 to 1137 code for a protein of 363 amino acids. Gene Ontology annotation, cellular component: extracellular region. Gene Ontology annotation, molecular function: chitin binding; chitinase activity. The record is from RefSeq and is a predicted model, not a curated record. The transcript is spliced from 7 exons. Gene Ontology annotation, biological process: chitin catabolic process; carbohydrate metabolic process. Lineage: Eukaryota; Metazoa; Chordata; Actinopteri; Syngnathiformes; Syngnathidae.
CUCUUCCGACUGUGUCUCGGCUUUUAUCGGAAGUUCCGAUUUAAAAUGUCACCCUUCGUACUUGUGUUUUUAUCGUCAAUAAGCUUGCUGGGUUUGGCAGACGCCUGUCCGUGUCCGUGUGAGAAAGCCGAAUUAUGCCAUCAGAUACGCGACAAGAGAGAUUUCGAGGUGUUUGUGUUCGACGUGGGCGGAAAGACAUGGAAGUCAUACAACUGGAGCGUGGUGACGACAGUGGCGACAUUUGGGAAAUACGACGCGGAGCUCAUGUGUCACGCUCAUUCGAAAGGAGCACGGGUCGUACUUAAAGGUGACGUUCCGCUCGCUUACAUUGUGGACCAAAACAACAGGACAGAUUGGAUAACUGAGAAGGUCAACUUGGCCAAAUGUCAGUUCAUGGAUGGGAUCAACAUCGACAUUGAACAAGCAGUGGACGAAGGGUCGCCUGAGUACUAUGCCCUAACGGACCUGGUCAAAGAAACCACUGAGGCUUUCCACAGGGAGAUUCCCGGUUCUCAGGUGUCCUUCGAUGUUGCCUGGUCACCCCAAUGUAUCGACAAGCGCUGCUAUGACUACGUCACCAUCGCAGAAUCCUGCGAUUUGCUUUUUGUAAUGUCCUAUGACGAGCAGAGCCAAAUACUCGGGGACUGCAUCGCCAUGGCCAACGCCCCCCUUAACCAAACUAUUAAUGCCUAUGAUCAAUAUUUAAAUUUGAAGAUAGCUCCGCAGAAGUUAGUGAUGGGUGUGCCAUGGUACGGCUAUGACUACCCUUGUCUCAACCUUUCACAGGAUGGCAUCUGUUCUAUUGCCAAAGUGCCGUUCCGUGGCGCUCCAUGUAGCGAUGCUGCUGGAAAACAGAAAACCUACAGAUGGAUCAUGAAGCAGGUCGUCAGCUCGUUGUCAGGACGCUUGUGGGACGACAAGCAGAAAGCGCCCUAUUUCAAUUACUGGGACCCAGAAGGAAAGUUUCACCAAGUUCGAUAUGAUGACUCGGAGAGCAUUUGCCUCAAGACGGAGUUUGUGAAAUCUAAAGGUUUGAGAGGAGUGGGCAUGUGGAAUGGCAACAUUUUGGACUACAGCGACGAUCCAGUUGCUAGGCAGCAGAGCGCAUUGAUGUGGAAUGCUCUCUUUGGAUGCUAGUUGGGCCAAAGUUUACAGGCUCUAGACAUUUCGAGCGGCUGCGUUGUUACUAUGUGAACAAGUCCCUUUGUGGCCGUAACACAUUUUCAGUCCUCAGACGCAUACUUGCACUGGAGGCUUUAUUGUUGCUUUUUUUUUUUUUUUGCUGACACCUUUCAAUGUCAUUUGGUGUCAAACAUUCCAACUGUGUUCACUUUUUAUGCCAUGUGUU